Emiliania huxleyi CCMP1516 is the source of this 168-nucleotide messenger RNA. RefSeq lists its product as hypothetical. Lineage: Eukaryota; Haptophyta; Isochrysidales; Noelaerhabdaceae. The transcript has 2 exons. Bases 1 to 168 code for a protein of 55 amino acids. The record is from RefSeq and is a predicted model, not a curated record.
AUGACCGCAUCUUUCUGGCUCGCGCCCGGCCAGCCAGGCCAGCUACUGCCCAUUCCGAACGGCGGUGCAGCAGUGGGCGGUGCAGUAGUCGAGCAACGGUUGGCAGCAUUUGCUGGCAAUGCGGCUCCGCGUCACACGGAUUCUCUCCUGCCCGAGCCUGUCAACUAG